Messenger RNA from Dicentrarchus labrax (European seabass), 1692 nucleotides. RefSeq names its product CREB/ATF bZIP transcription factor (gene crebzf). Lineage: Eukaryota; Metazoa; Chordata; Actinopteri; Moronidae. The transcript has 3 exons. The record is from RefSeq and is a predicted model, not a curated record. The coding region runs from base 229 to 1011 and encodes 260 amino acids. Gene Ontology annotation, molecular function: RNA polymerase II transcription regulatory region sequence-specific DNA binding; DNA-binding transcription factor activity, RNA polymerase II-specific. Gene Ontology annotation, cellular component: nucleus.
GAAGUGUCUUUGAGCGGCUGGCAGAAGUAUUCAGUGUGUUCAGUCGUUGAACGCGCCAUAACUGUUGGCAAGCUGUGAGCGAUUGAGAAAACAUUGUGUAACCAGCCCAGUUCCAUCAAAGGACUCCGUUCUGGUGCUGUAUUAUCGCAUUCACUCUUCAAACGGGACGGUGACGAAUCACAAGAUAUCUUCUGGACAGCACCCUUGCAGUACCACUGUUAAACCACAAUGAUCACCAGAAGAAGAGGCCGCACUGUGAACACAGAGGUGCAGUCUCUGGAGGUCGAAAUGGUAGAUAGGGUGGAAACUGAUGACGAUCUCCCAAGUCCAUCUGAGGGGUUCCCUGCAGACGAUAUUGACACCGCUGGAAUAGAGCUGGAGGAUCUAUUUGAAAUUGAAGACUUUAAAUGGACAUUUGAUAGAGAUACAGCCUCUCCACUCUUUGAUAUUGAUUUGGCAGAUCUCAGUGUGCGUGGUGCCAGGGAUCAAGAUUCCGGGAUUGAAGCCUCAAUAGCCUCGUCUCCGGAGAGAAUGUUGUCUGACCUGAAGAUCAAGAACAGACUAAACCAGUCGAGCCACGUGAUCAACAAAAAUGCCAUCGCUGCCAGAUUGAAUCGUCAAAAGAAGAAAGAAUAUGUCAACAGCCUGGAGAAGAAAGUUGGUAUCCUGUCAACGGAAAACAACGCACUCAAACAGGAAAAUUCUCAGCUGACCAAGAGAGUGGAGGAGUUGGAAGAUGAGACCAGGUACCUGAGAGCUGUGCUGGCCAAUGAGAGCAUGUUAGCCCAGCUCUUGUCCAGGCUGAGCGGUGUGAAUGGGAUGAAAUUAUCUUCCUCGCUUUUCCAGGGGCCCGACUCAAACGACCACGACUAUGCCUUACCCAGGAAGCGUGUGAAAGUGGAGGAGAAAGAGACAUCUGGUGGCGUGUGUCUGCACGUGGACAAGAACCAUGUCUCGGUGGAGUUCUGCACUAAGUGUGCAGAGAGUGCAAGCACGUCGCUCAAAAUGUAGGGUCAAGUACUUAUCUCUGUUUUCAGAUAUUGAGACUGAACUUGAUAUGGCUCAGUGUACUGAACAUCAUGAGGGUGGAUGAACACUGUUGAAUUAGUUAAAACUGCUAAGAACUGCUGAAUGUGCAUGUGUUUCUGUGUGAUGAUGGAUUUGAGUACACGUUACUGCUAAACCUUGUUGACAGUUUCUUCUAGGUAAUGGUUGAUCCACCAUGCGGGAUGAGUGGCUUUCUGAACACCUUUACCUUCUUGGCUCCAUGUGGAUUCUGCUGGUGGAAGGUGAAGAGGCUGGACAAGCAACUGCCCAACGAGGCCUGGUAUUUUUUUAAAGGUAGUAUCGGUAACAAAUGGUAUACGUUAAAUUCUAUUUUGCCAAUACUCCACAACAUCUGUAGCUGUAGAUCCUGUCAGCAUAGCUCAUACAACAUUUUUGUGAGGCUGACUACAGUUGCUCCAUUACUUGGAGAAAGUCUACUGGAGGCUUAAUAGUCUCUUAAUUAUGUGUUCUAUAUAUUGACAUAUUGGAAUGUGUUAAUUAGAUACAUCCAAAAUGAGAUGCUUUAAGUGGUGACAUUGCCAGUUUUGAUCAAGUGUAACAAAAUGUAAAUGUGUAUAUAACUAUGUAUUGUUUGAGGUAAAUUCCCUUUGAGAAAUGUUGGACAAAUAAAUCAUAUUUUCGUUA